Messenger RNA from Carica papaya (papaya), 2004 nucleotides. RefSeq names its product Pectin lyase-like superfamily protein. Gene Ontology annotation, biological process: carbohydrate metabolic process. Gene Ontology annotation, molecular function: polygalacturonase activity. NCBI's taxonomy places the organism in Eukaryota, Viridiplantae, Streptophyta, Magnoliopsida, Brassicales, Caricaceae. The record is from RefSeq and is a predicted model, not a curated record.
GCUCUCCCUAUUUAAACCAUUUCACCCUUCACUUGCUUUCUCAAUCUAAUUCUAACCCACUCUUCUCCUUCCACUCACAAACACAAGAAUAUAUACAAAGAUAAUAUAAGCAUGAGCGGCUUUAGUGCGAGGAGCAUAACAUUUAUGCUCUUCAUUGCUUUUCUGGUUUGGUCUUCGAGUUUUGACACCUGCAUUGCAAGAAGAGGCCGCCACUGGAGACAGACCAGGAGCAGCUCAGUUUCCCUGUACAAGAAGAAGGGCAAGAAUCAUAGUAACCACCACCACAAUGUCAAAUCAAAAUCAAAAUCGUCUCCUCACAAGGCUCCUUCACCUCCUCUCUCUCGUAAGGCUCCAUCGCCUCCCCCGCCUAAUAACCCUAAAGAUGAUGACAUCCCACCACCGCCGCCGCAAAAAGGCUACGGGAGUCCCUCGCGUUCUUCAGUCUUUAACGUGCUGGAUUUUGGUGCAAAGGGCAAUGGAAACACUGAUGAUACCAAGGCAUUUCAAGCUGCAUGGGCAUCUGCUUGUAAAGUUGAAGCAUCAACGGUGAUCGUCCCGGCUGAAUAUGUGUUCCUCGUGGGUCCAAUCUCAUUUUCUGGUCCAUAUUGCCAACCAAACAUCGUCUUUCAGCUUGAUGGCACAGUCAUUGCUCCAAUUGAUAACAAACCUUGGGGUAAAGGCCUAUUACAAUGGCUUGAAUUUACAAAGCUACGAGGCAUUACAAUCCAAGGAUCAGGUAUCAUUGAUGGCAGAGGUUCUGUCUGGUGGCAAUAUUAUCCAUUUGAUGAUCCCAUUGAUGACGAAUCAAAGCUUAUUAUACCGCUAAACAACACAGUACAAGAACACCCACCAAUGCCGGUAAGAAACGAACUCAAUGGGAAAAUGCCAAGCAUCAAACCAACUGCACUGAGGUUCUACGGCAGUUUUAAUGCGACAGUCACUGGUAUAACAAUUCGAAACAGUCCCCAAUGCCACCUCAAGUUUGACAACUGCGUGGGAGUCCUGGUACAUAAUAUCAGCAUUUCAUCUCCUGGUGACAGUCCUAAUACUGAUGGGAUACACCUACAGAAUUCCAAAGAUGUGCUAAUUCAUGGAACUAAUCUUGCUUGCGGAGAUGACUGUGUUUCAAUACAAACUGGAUGCUCAAAUGUAUAUAUACACAAUGUGAACUGUGGACCAGGGCAUGGAAUCAGCAUUGGAAGCCUGGGUAGGUAUAAUACCAAAGCGUGUGUUUCCAACAUCACUGUUCGGGACAUUGUGAUGCACAACACCAUGAAUGGUGUCAGAAUCAAGACAUGGCAGGGUGGAUCAGGUUCUGUGCAGGGGGUUCUGUUCUCAAACAUUCAAGUUUCUGAGGUCCAACUUCCGAUUGUGAUUGACCAAUUCUACUGCGACAAAAGCACUUGUAAGAACCAAACAUCAGCAGUGGCUCUAUCAGGAAUCACCUAUGAGAAAAUAAGGGGAACAUACACAGUCAAACCUGUACACUUCGCUUGCAGUGACAGCCUGCCAUGUACAGAUGUAAAUCUAGCAGCCAUAGAGCUAAAGCCACUGCAACAAGCAUACCAUCUUUAUGAGCCCUUUUGCUGGCAAACAUUUGGGGAGCUAAACACUCCUACUGUCCCUCCAAUUGCUUGUUUACAGAUAGGGAAGCCAUCAAGAAAUGGGGUUCAAUCUGAUCAAGAUAUAUGUUGACUUACUCCAGAUAAUAUAUGGAUUUCUCAUGGUGGUCAGCAUGAUUUUUAGACCCCUUCUAUACCACAAAAGUUAGGUAAAGAGUGUAUAUUCAUGCAGUCCUACUCUGUAGGAGGUGUUUGUUAGUAGGUUCAUAUUAGUUCCUAUUCUAUAACAGUAUACAGGGAUUAUUAUCAGUUAGAGUCUGGGUAAGGGAGCCUCGUUUGAGAUUGGAUUUUCUCCUUGUGGAAUAGCACACUAGUCCCUGAUUACUAGAUGUGAAGUAGUAAAUGUAUCACCAUCUAUAGAUAUACAAAUGUUUGAUAUAAA